UGUAGUAUAUAGCUCAGCGGAUAGUGAACUUGUUGCGCUCAUGAUCCUAGAUUCAAAUCUACGAUCAUCAUAUGUAUUACAGUUUUGGUUUUUAUAAUAUAUCUUAGUACUUUUAAAACUAUUAUACAUACCAACGCAAAUAUGUAUGACCUUGUAUUUUAAUGUCAAUCAAUCUGCAACCGAGAUAUAUUUAGAGCUGUCGUUAAAGGGAUAAAAUUUCUUUUACUUCUAGGAAUCUACUGAAUUAUAAAAACAUUAGUAAUCCGCAUCAAAAUUGAAACCGUAAUUUGAGAUAUUUAUUGAGUUACACGCAGCACAUCGGUGUAAAUUAAAAAGCUAUGAAGUAAGUACUAAUUAUAUCACUUCCGAGCAAAAGAAAGUGGCCAGUGUCCGGCGAUGAACGAGCGGUUCACUAGUGUAUCUUGUAUAGAAUCGAGUAACAGAAUCAGUGUUUUGACGGAAACCAAGCGAACAACAUGGUUAGAUUGUUUAUGCUAGCCGUCUUGUGCUUUACUUUUCUAUCCAUUCUAGAAGUGCGAGGAAAGCAAGUGGCACACACAAGUUUAAAUCAAACUAAAUGUAUUGAAAAUGGCAGAUUUUACAGGAAUCCGGAUAGAUCCGAAGACAUAUUAUGGACAAAGAACGAAUGUGCCAAAUACUAUCUUUGUGUAGAGGGUGAGGUGUUCGAAUUCAAAUGCUCGGAAGGGCGACUUUUCGAUGUCAAUCGACAACUAUGCGAUAAAUAUCAAAAUGUCCAUAACUGUGACGUCACGAAAGAAAUAGUUCUACCACAACCACUUCUGGAGCAUGCAAUGUGUGCCAACGAAACACACCUGGGCUGUGCGGACGGUCACUGCUUACCUGCGGAAUAUUUCUGCGAUGGCUCAUUUGACUGCGAUGAUUUAUCUGACGAAGCCUGGUGUGACGUUACAAACGAUCCAAAUUCAGCGGAACCAUGCGAUCCCAACAUGUGCCUGUUACCUGAUUGUUUCUGCACGAAUACCGGCAAAGAAAUACCAGGAAAUCUCGUACCUAAUCAGACACCUCAAAUGAUCACUCUCACAUUCAAUGGAGCGGUGAAUCACGAAAACUGGGAUAUUUAUAACAAACACUUGUUUACAUCCGAUCGUAAAAAUCCCAAUGGAUGUCCAAUCAAGGCUACUUUCUUUGUCUCACACCCCUAUACCAACUAUAGACACGUCCAGAAAUUGUGGAAUGACGGACACGAAAUUGCUGUACAUUCUAUAACACACCGUGGCCCAGAAGAAUGGUGGGCUAGGAACGCCACUGUUGAAGAUUGGUUUGACGAAAUGGUUGGCCAAGCAAACAUAAUCAAUAGGUUUGGAAAAGUAUGGAUGGAGGAUUUCAGAGGUCUUCGGGUACCCUAUUUAUCUGUCGGAUGGAACCGACAGUUUGUUAUGAUGCAAGAGUUUGGAUUUGUUUACGAUGCAACGAUAGUAGCGCCCCCCUCCGACCCGCCAUACUGGCCCUACACUCACGAUUACAAAAUGCCGCACGAAUGCACAGAAAAAUAUCAAUAUUGUCCAACAAGAAGUUAUGCAGGAUUAUGGCAGAUGGUUAUAAAUCCUCUGUUAGAUGGCAAAAAUAAUUCAUACGCAACUCCUGAACAUUGCGACUUUACACUUACUGGCGAUGAUAUAUAUGGUAUUUUACUAAACAACUUCAAAAGGCAUUAUUUAAAAAAUAGAGCUCCAUUUGGCAUACAUCUGAGUGGUACUUGGUUACGAAAUAGCCAUUACCUUGCUGCUUUGAAGAGAUUUAUAAUAGAACUAUUAAGGCUACCAGAUGUUUACUUCGUAACAUAUAAAGAGGUUAUUGAGUGGAUGAAACGACCAACACCAGUACUCCAAUUAAAGAAAUUCCAACCGUGGCAAUGCAAGGAUCGUCGCUUCCGUGAAAAUGAAAUAGCUUGCAGCAAACCUAGGACAUGCAAACUACCUUCUAAAGUAUUGGAACAUGACAAAUACAUGAUUACAUGUGUAGAUUGUCCUAAAAGCUAUCCUUGGAUAAGAAAUGAGUUUGGAUUUGAUUAAUAAAAAAUAAAAUUAUAUCUAAAUUAAAGUUACCAUAUUUAAGUCAAACUUUAUAUGUUAAGGUACUUGGUAAUAAGUAUAAUUUUAUUUCAUACCACUAUAUAUGAACAAUAAUAUUGACACCCCAUGAAUGUAAGGAUGCUCUUGUCUUUGUUGUGGGCAAAUAAUCUUAUACAGGAACAGUGAUGUCAUGAGAUAAUGCUAGUGUCAUGUUAUUGUGCAUAUUUAGCAAUAAAAACAAUGUAAGAUUGUAAAAAUACCUGAAUUUUCAAUCCUUUAACAUGGCCUUUAUUCUUCUUAUUCCGAUGUAAUAGGGCAAUUCAGUUUUAUUAAGAUGAAAAAUGUGUGUGUACUCAUCAAACUUUAUUUUUGCCUUCAAUAAAAGCAGCAAUGAU
Papilio xuthus (Asian swallowtail) is the source of this 2449-nucleotide messenger RNA. It is a transcript of the gene ChLD3, whose product is annotated as Chitin and LDLR binding deacetylase 3. The record is from RefSeq and is a predicted model, not a curated record. Gene Ontology annotation, cellular component: extracellular region. The transcript is spliced from 10 exons. Bases 477 to 2054 code for a protein of 525 amino acids. NCBI's taxonomy places the organism in Eukaryota, Metazoa, Arthropoda, Insecta, Lepidoptera, Papilionidae. Gene Ontology annotation, biological process: carbohydrate metabolic process. Gene Ontology annotation, molecular function: chitin binding; protein binding.